This is a messenger RNA of Mercenaria mercenaria, 3543 nucleotides long. RefSeq names its product DNA excision repair protein ERCC-6-like. Gene Ontology annotation, molecular function: DNA translocase activity; ATP-dependent chromatin remodeler activity; ATP binding. The record is from RefSeq and is a predicted model, not a curated record. Lineage: Eukaryota; Metazoa; Mollusca; Bivalvia; Venerida; Veneridae. The transcript has 25 exons. The coding region runs from base 451 to 3543 and encodes 1030 amino acids.
GAAUUAUUCAAGGAUUUACAAAUAUAAGCUUCUAUCUUCCUUUAGUCCGUAUGAAUUCAGCUACAUGUUAUCUUGAUCAAGGGUUUGGUUACACAUUCGGAUUAUUUUUCUUUAUAAUAUCUUAUCUUUUCAUUUUUUUUUUGUAAGAAGACAUGUUGUACUAAUGUUUUCAUAUCACUGAAAUUCUCUAGAGUACUGAAAAUAAGGUCUCAAGAUUUAAUUGUUUAUAUGGCAUAAAAAAGGAACUUAAUUAGUAUAAUGUAACCUCCAUAUUUUUAUGGCAUUGUUCACAGUUUACUUUUAUACUGUGACACCGUUUUUUGUGGCGCAGAAUUUGACUAUUUUCAUGGUUUUGGUUUUUCUAAAUUUUACCAUUAAACUCAAUUAUAAAAGUUUGUAAAUUGAGGAGAAAAGAAUUAACAGUAUAAAUACAGAAAUUAAGACAGGACAAUGGAUAUAGAUACAGCAAGCAAGAGAAUGUCGGACAUACACCUGUCCAAGAAUUUAGAUGAUAAUAAAGAGAAUGAUGAACCUACUGAGUUUGACCAACAACGGUUUAAUGAAUUAGUGAUGAAAGGAAAGAAGCUGAUAGGAGAAGGCAGAAUUGAGGAAGCAUUAAAACUGAACAAGAAAGCUUUGAGAAUCUGUUACACUGAGAAACUGGCUAAGAAGAUCAGAAAAAUGGAGGAUUAUCUGAAAGCACAUGCUGAUGACUCCGAUGGUGAUGAUGUCGAUGGUAUGAUUCACUUGGGUAAAGGUUUUUACCUUUAUAAAGAGUUGUAUAACAGUCUGUAUGCACACCAGCAGGAAGGUGUUCUCUGGUUGUGGACCUUGUUUCGGAAGAAAAAAGGUGGGAUACUAGCAGAUGACAUGGGGUUAGGUAAGACUAUACAGGUGAUUGGUUUCCUGUCAGGGAUGUUUGAUAUGCAGAAGGUUAGAUCAGUUCUCAUAGUCUUACCUGUGGCAGUCAUGGUCAAUUGGGAAAAGGAGUUCCAGAAAUGGGCACCUGGUAUGAAGGUUGUUGCGUACCAUGGUAACAGUAAGAGGGAGAAGGAAAGGGCUUUAGCACGUGUUCAGAGACGUGGUGGGGUAUGCCUUACAACCUAUGGUCUGGUAGUAACAAGCUGGGAACAGCUGGGACAGCAGGAUGGGCGAGAAUUUGUGUGGGAUUACAUGAUUCUUGAUGAAGGACAUAAGAUCAAGAACCCGACAAAGACAACUAAAGGUGUACAUGCUAUACCUGCACAUAACAGGAUCAUUCUGACUGGAACACCUGUCCAGAAUAAUCUCAAGGAGCUCUGGUCCCUCUUUGACUUCGUUCAUCAAGGUUCUCUGCUGGGUAUACAGAAAACCUUCAAGAUGGAAUUUGAAAAUCCUAUAACGAGAGCAAGGGAGAAAGAUGCUACAAUAGGUGAGAAGAAGCUGGGUAUGGAAAUGGCUGAGAGCCUCAAGAAGAUUAUAGAACCAUAUUUCCUGAGGAGAACAAAGGCCGAGGUGAAGGAGAGAGAGAAAAUGGAGAAGGAGAAAGAUCAGACAGAUUCUGGAGUCAAACAUGCCGUUAUGCCGACAAUGACCAGGAAGAAUGAUCUGAUUGUAUGGACAUUUCUGCGUGAGACACAACUUAAGAUCUACCAGGACUUCCUGUCUCUAGAUUCUGUGAAAGAGCUGUUGAUGACUACCAAGUCUCCACUUGUAGCCCUGAAUGUACUGAAGAAGAUCUGUGAUCAUCCACGAUUAUUGUCCACAAGAGCUUGUGCUCAGCUUGGGAUACAGGGUGACGAAGGUUUGGAUGAUGAAAUCUUGGAAACUGAGGAAGGAAAUCUUUCAGCUGUCACUCGUAUCCAACAUGUAGCAGACAACAUCCUCAUCAACGAGUCGGGAAAACUUCUGUUUCUAGUGGAACUUCUUGACAGAUUGAAGGUGGAGUCACACAGAUGCCUUGUGUUCUCACAGUCCAGGAAAAUGUUAGAUAUAAUGCAAAAAGUCAUUACUAACAGGGGUCACAAGGUGAUGCGGCUUGAUGGAACUAUAGCACAAGUAUACGAGAGGGAACAGAGAAUACAGAAGUUUCAGACUGAUCCCUCGUACAGUGUAUUCCUCCUCACAACACAGGUAGGAGGUGUGGGUCUGACACUGACAGCAGCUGAUAGAGUGGUUAUUUUUGAUCCGAGCUGGAACCCGGCCACAGAUGCUCAGGCUGUAGACAGAGUAUUUCGUAUAGGACAGGACAAGAAUGUGGUUAUAUAUCGCCUCAUUACUUGUGGUACUGUAGAGGAAAAAAUCUAUAGACGACAAAUCUUCAAGGACUCCAUUACACGACAGACCACUGGCAAUGCAAAAAAUCCUUACAGGUACUUCAGUAGAUACGAACUGCGUGAGUUGUUUAUAUUAGAUGAUCCACAUUCGUCAACGACUCAGCAACUGCUGGAACAGAUGUAUAGUGGGAAAAGAUUGACAGAUCCGUCUCUUGACGAACAUAUCGCAUAUCUAUACUCAUUAGAUAUGUUUGGCUUGAGUGACCAUGACCUGAUGUUCUCCCAUGGCGAUGAAGCUGGAGAUGAGCAGGAUGAUGAAAAUGGAGAAGACCCUGAAAAUGACUAUAUCCUGCAUAGGGUACAGAAAGCGCGCGAAAUUAUUGAAAUGGAAUCGAGCCAGCCAAGUACACUUGAAGAGAGGCUUGGCAAGUCAACUCAGCCAUCUGGUAGUGGUGAGGGGGGUAGCGGUGGCAGUUGGAUCAGGAACCAGUUCACAAACUGGGACUUCCCAAAACCUGGUGCCUCACAGGAGGAGGAAAGUCUAGAAGAGGAAGAACAUGAGGAGGAUAGCAAUAAAUCUUUAGAACAUAGUGAGACAGCACACAUCACUGAGUCACCAAAGAGAAAUAUACGAGUUGACCUGCGUGCAGAAACUGAGACUAUAGAUCUUACCUCACCUGUUGUUAUACAGGAUGUUAAACAUGAUAAAAUGGUUUGGUUUGAAAGUUUACCAGAGACUGAGCAGAUCAGAUACAAUGAAUUGGUCGAAGCUGGCAGGGAACGCUUACAGGGAGAGUACAGGAGUAGCUUACUGUUUAAAUGUAUUCCGGGAAAGCUUUACGUAGUGACCAUGAGGGAAUGUUUACAGGAAGGGACCAUGCAGUCCUUACUGUUUAACUGUAUUCCGGGAAUGCUUUCAGGAGUGUACCUAGAAUACUUUCUGUUAAUGUAUUCCGGGAUCUUUACAGGGAAAGCUUUACAAUAUGACCGGAGUCCUUUCUGUUUUCUGUAUUUCCCGGGAGCCUUACAGGUAUUUUUAUGGGGGAAUGCUUUACAGGUAGAGUACUUACUGUUCAACUGUACUCCAGGGAGUGCCUUACAGGAUGCUUUACGGGAUGUACCGGAGACCUUAUGUUUUAAAGUAUUCCAGGGGAAACUUUUACAGGGAUCGACCAUGGGGGUACCUUACUGUUCAACUGUAUUCCAGGGGAAGUUAAAAGGGAUGUACCAUUGGGUACUUAUGUUUAACUGUAUUCCAGGGAAAGCUUUCAGUAGUGACCAUGGGUAG